AUGACAGUAAUUUUUGAUAAAAUCAUUUUAUUUCUUGCUUUUGUAAUUGAUUUUGAGGAUUUAUGUAUCUCAUAAAGUAUCCUAAUUGAGAAUAUCACUAUAAUAUAAAGCUUUUUGUAAAUAAUAAAAUUUUAAUAAGCAAUUUCUCGAAAUUUGUCAAUUGAAGAAACUAUUUGGUUUAGUCAAUAAUUUAAAGAAUAAAUUCUAAUUUUAAAUGAAUAAAAACCAAGUAUUUGUUGUGGAUUAUUGAUUUUGUAGUAUGCCUAAAUGUUAGAUAAAAUUUAUAUGAAUGUGUAUAGAAUAAAGCAAGAAAGAAUGAAAUUUUAAUGUUUGAAGUGGUUUUAAUAGAUCUGUUAAGUGUUAUUAGAGGAAUACUCAAUUUAAUCUGAAAUAAACUUUAUUAAAAUAUACUAAAUUAAGGAAAUAAACCGAAAACUCAUUUUUUAAAGCCAAAACACUAAAUGAU
This is a messenger RNA of Paramecium sonneborni, 466 nucleotides long. Lineage: Eukaryota; Ciliophora; Oligohymenophorea; Peniculida; Parameciidae. The record is from the annotation of a GenBank genome assembly.